Molecule: messenger RNA, 2661 nt
Organism: Cajanus cajan (pigeon pea)
Lineage: Eukaryota; Viridiplantae; Streptophyta; Magnoliopsida; Fabales; Fabaceae
Gene: CRR22
Product: Pentatricopeptide repeat (PPR) superfamily protein
Biological process (GO): RNA modification
Molecular function (GO): zinc ion binding; protein binding; RNA binding
Source: RefSeq, a predicted model, not a curated record
GCGUCGAAGGUGAUUGAGAAGGAAGAAGAAUGAGCUGCCAGCUUUUAACUCUACGCCCCGCACCCUCACCCUCACCCAUUUCCAAAAGUAGCUCCAAAAACAAGCCAAGACCACCACCACCCCCUCUCUACCAAAGAAUCUUCAUCCCUCCCCAUGUCUACACGCACCCUUCAGCCAUACUCUUAGAACUCUGCACUUCCAUCAAAGAGCUUCACCAAAUCCUCCCCCUCGUCAUCAAAAACGGUUUCUACACCGAGCACUACUUCCAGACCAAGCUCAUCAGCCUCUUCUGCAACUUCAACAGCGUCACCGAGGCAGCACGCGUCUUCGACCCCGUCCACCCCAAGCUCCAUGUGCUUUACCACACCAUGCUCAAAGGGUACGCAAAAAACUCAUCUUUACGCGACGCCUUCAAGUUUUACGCUCGGAUGAGGCGCGAUGAGGUUGGGCCUGUGGUGUAUGACUUCACCUACUUGUUGCAGCUUUGUGGCGAGAAUUUGGACCUCAGGAGGGGGAGGGAGAUUCAUGGGAUGGUGAUAACUAAUGGGUUUCAGUCCAAUUUGUUUGCCAUGACUGCUGUUGUGAAUCUGUAUGCCAAGUGUAGGCAGAUUGAGGACGCGUACAAGAUGUUCGAGAGAAUGCCGCAUAGGGACUUGGUUUGUUGGAACACGCUGGUGGCCGGGUAUGCGCAGAAUGGCUUUGCCAGGAGGGCUGUUCAGUUGGUUUUGCAUAUGCAGGAGGCCGGACAAAAGCCGGAUUCCAUCACGUUGGUCAGCGUUUUGCCGGCUGUGGCGGAUGUCAAGGCGUUGAGAGUAGGAAGGUCUAUUCAUGGUUAUGCCUUCAGAUCAGGGUUUGAAUCUCUGGUCAAUGUUUCCACGGCAAUGCUGGAUAUGUACUUCAAAUGUGGGUCUGUGAGGAAUGCGAGGUUGGUGUUUAAGGGGAUGAGUAGCAGGAAUGUUGUUUCUUGGAAUACGAUGAUUGAUGGAUAUGCGCAAAAUGGUGAAUCUGAGGAAGCGUUUGCAACGUUUUUGAAGAUGUUGGAUGAAGGGGUGGAACCGACGAAUGUUAGUAUGAUGGGGGCUUUACAUGCUUGUGCUAAUUUAGGCGAUCUUGAACGAGGGAGAUUUGUUCAUAAGUUAUUGGAUCAGAAGAAACUUGCUUUGGAUGUGUCUGUUAUGAACUCUUUAAUAUCCAUGUAUUCAAAGUGUAAGAGAGUUGAUAUUGCAGCCUCGGUAUUUGAUAAUUUGAAACAGAAAACAAUUGUAACGUGGAAUGCUAUGAUAUUAGGAUAUGCACAGAAUGGGCGGGUAAAUGAAGCUUUAAAUCUAUUCUGUAUGAUGCAAUCUCAUGACAUCAAACCUGAUUCCUUUACUUUAGUGAGUGUAAUUACUGCUCUUGCUGAUUUAUCGGUUACCCGCCAGGCUAAGUGGAUUCAUGGAAUUGCUAUAAGAACUUUGAUGGACAAGAAUGUCUUUGUUUGUACAGCACUCGUUGACACGUAUGCGAAAUGUGGAGCCAUUCGAACUGCAAGAAAGCUUUUUGACAUGAUGCAAGAGCGACAUGUGAUAACAUGGAAUGCAAUGAUAGAUGGAUAUGGAACACAUGGCCAUGGAAAAGAAGCUCUGGAUCUCUUUAAUGAAAUGCAGAAGGGAUCUGUUAAGCCAAAUGAGAUCACAUUUCUCUCUGUUAUCUCAGCUUGUAGUCACUCGGGUUUAGUGGAAGAGGGCCUCUAUUACUUCGAAAGCAUGAAGGAAAUCUAUGGCUUGGAGCCUGCAAUGGAUCACUAUGGUGCCAUGGUUGAUCUCCUUGGUCGUGCCGGCAGGCUACAUGAUGCUUGGAAAUUCAUCCAGGAGAUGCCUGUCAAACCAGGAAUUACUGUUUUAGGUGCAAUGCUAGGUGCUUGCAAAAUCCAUAAAAAUGUUGAAUUGGGUGAGAAGGCUGCAGACAAACUAUUUGAGUUAGACCCAGAUGAUGGUGGAUAUCAUGUAUUGCUUGCCAACAUAUAUGCCUCUGCUUCAAUGUGGGACAAAGUUGCUAGGGUGAGGACUGCAAUGGAGAAGAAAGGGAUUCAGAAAACUCCAGGCUGUAGUUUGGUGGAGUUGAGAAAUGAAGUUCAUACAUUCUACUCGGGAAGUACUGAUCAUCCUCAAUCCAAAAGAAUCUAUGCUUAUCUUGAGACUCUUGGAGAUAAGAUCAAGGCUGCUGGGUAUAUGCCUGACACCAAUUCAAUUCAUGAUGUGGAAGAAGAUGUGAAGGAACAAUUGCUCAGUAGCCAUAGUGAGAGGCUUGCUAUUGCAUUUGGACUUUUGAAUACGAGCCGUGGCACAACGAUCCACAUUAGGAAGAAUCUAAGAGUUUGUGGUGAUUGCCAUGAAGCCACUAAGUACAUUUCACUAGUGACCGGAAGGGAAAUUAUUGUGCGCGAUUUACGUAGGUUCCAUCAUUUUAAGAAUGGAAGCUGUUCUUGUGGGGAUUACUGGUGAAUCAUUAGAUACCCUUGUUAUCAUCAUCCAAUCACGAUUCCUUCUACAAGUAUCUGUAAUUUGGAUCAAUCUUUAACCACAUCACCGGUCAUUCUAAUGCCACGUUUUAGCCGUGGCCAUGCUACUCUUUUCUUGAGCUGUAUAAUUUUUGAAAUCCACUAUAUUAUUGAGUUGUAUA